ACAGAAAAACGCUUCUCACGGUCGACUGAAAGGCCCCUUGUGUAACGGGGGCUUGGAGGACGGAAUUGUUGAUGGUUUUACAAAAUGUUCCACCACCGGCAUAUUCAGGGCAUCGCGUCCCUCGCUCGCAGCUUUAGCCGAAUCGCGCUGGUGGAACGUUCCGCGAGUCUGCCGAUAGCGGCCUUAUCGUCAUCGUUGCCGGUGUUUAGUGCACGUGAGACAAAUCGAUCGAGCGUGCAUCGAAGGAUCGUUGAACUGCAAGCUGCCACCCUCCGAUCACCCACCGGUGGUCUGGAGAUUGGAUAUAGACCGGAUCCGCUAUUGCCACUCAAAGAAAUCAUCGAUAUUCCGUUGGUGUCGCGCAUCAUCGAGAACCCGGUGUCACGACCGACGGCCGGCAGUGGCUCAGUGAUCGGUGACGACUUGCCAAUUAUUCCGACACUCGAUCUUCCGACAGGAAUCGAACCACAGGGCGAUAAUGGCAAGCAGGCGGCACGGUUGAUCGUGAUCCGGAGGCGCAAAAUGCGAAAGCACAAGCUAAAGAAGCUGCGCAAACGAAUGAAGUUCGAGUGGCUGAAGGUUCGUCAGAGGCGUGAGCUAAAGAAAGAGAAACUCUUUCAGGCGGAGCUGCUGGCACAGAUCAAGGAGGCGGAAAAGUUCUCCGCGGAGGCCUACGUUGCCGACAAGCUGCGCCGUUCCACCGAAGUUCCGAUACCGCGGUUCUGGAAGGGUAAACGGUUGCCCCAGUUUCUUAUUAAGCAAAAGCUAGGCAUUGAGUAGCGUUAACGAGGUAAAAUGGUCAGAAAUACAGUUGAAACGAGUUGCGAA
This is a messenger RNA of Anopheles darlingi, 828 nucleotides long. RefSeq lists its product as uncharacterized. The coding region runs from base 85 to 780 and encodes 231 amino acids. The record is from RefSeq and is a predicted model, not a curated record. Lineage: Eukaryota; Metazoa; Arthropoda; Insecta; Diptera; Culicidae. The transcript is spliced from 3 exons.